Penaeus vannamei (Pacific white shrimp) is the source of this 1725-nucleotide messenger RNA. Lineage: Eukaryota; Metazoa; Arthropoda; Malacostraca; Decapoda; Penaeidae. The record is from RefSeq and is a predicted model, not a curated record.
AUGAAGUCUACCCAGAUUUUAUAUUUGGUGGCGCCCCGCACGGCCCCCCCCCUCCCGCCCACGCUUCCGCAAGCGGUUAACACGCUCCGUAACAGAAGGGUUCCGACGCCGCAGUUGGUGGCUGGGGACGGCGUGCCGCUUCCGGAAGGCCAGGCGGGACUCACGAACCUGCAGGAGCUGUUGGCGGCUGCAGCGGCGGCGGCGAAUGAAGGCGGUGCCCCGGGCGGCAGUCCCCCCCGCCAGAUCACGGCCGAGGACCUGGCAAAGCUUCCCGCUUACCUGAGGGAGGCUCCCACGUGCGCCACCUACCCCGCCAACAGGUCCUUCUGCCUCAUGCCCCAGGACUACCCCGGUGACCUUGCCGCGACCUUAGUGAGCAAGUACGAGAAGGAGAUGCAGCAGAUCAACGACCUCUUGAAGCAGCUUCCAACGCCCUCCGUGGACCUGACGCACGCAAGCAAACAGAUCCCUACGAUUGAUGCGAGCGUGGAUUGUCAGAAAGAAGAAAGGACGGUUGAACUGAGCUGGUCACGUGACAUCUUGGGCAGCUGGUUCGUCAUAAUGCAGACGCCACCCUUCGCUCAGCCGAUCACAGUAACCACCUGCAGCGCCGCCGCCAGAUUGCAGGGCUGUCGGCCGCUGCUGCAGCCGCGGCCUCUGAUCGCCUUCCAGCCCCGUGACCCCGAGCCGCGCCCCUUCGUGUUCGACUUCCCCUUGCCUGUGGCGUGCGUCUUCGCCGGGGUUGACCCUCUGCAGCGUGCUUCGGCUGUGACUAUAGUCGUGACACCUGAUGACCAGCCUGUGACAUCAUCGCCCUUUGACUCUGACUUGGAUGACGAACGUUCCGUGACGUCACGUUCAGGCGCCCAUGGGACGGACAUAUUCGUGACGUCACUGGCGAACAGACCAAUCCCACAUCCUCAGGUGACGUCACGGUCUUUCCCACGCGUCCCGCUUCCACGGCGUCCGGAUACGCUGCCGGGAGUGCCCUUCGACAAUGUCAAGACACUCACAGAAAUAGUGCAAAACGAAGCUGAAGUUAAAGUCAGCCGGCAGUCGGGAGGCUCUCGCGCUCAUCCAGCUCACGUUUUCUUGACAUUAUGUCUAUCGCUUGCUUUGCUUAUUCAAAGAUGAUUUUGUAGACCCCAUCGGUAGAAUUUAUACAUACUAUGCAUAUGUAAGUUAUUUUAAUUGUUAAAUACUACCAUUAAUGCUUUAUAUAUACUCAGCUUUUCCUAAAAGGUUGUACACAUAGAAUAUAUCUGCAACGAGACAUGAAUCAACGCCAAGAAAUUUUGGACUACUUACGUGAACAGCAAAGAACACCACACCUUCACACACUUACACCAUGCACUUACCCUUCCCUGAAAUACGGACAAAGAAAAAAAAACAUGGACUCGUAUCGACACUACCACACUGCUAAACGCCGUAUGGUAAAAAUACUCACCAUAUAAUUGUAUGUUAUACUAUUUCAGGAGAAAAAACGUUACAUACAGUAUAUCAAAAGAUCGAGCAGGAUGUGGUGGCAUCCUUAUAGAUAGGAGACACGGGAAGUGUCUUAAGACGAAAGAGGACUACAGUAUUGGUUUUACUUGAUUUAUAACUGCAGCCAAGCAAAGUGAUUUUGUAAGUUACACCGAUGACAAAGAAAUGUUUUAUUUGCACUUUAUAUAUAUAUACAAAAUAGAUGUACGUAAAACUGUGUACAAUAAAGAAUAAUUUUUA